This is a messenger RNA of Strongylocentrotus purpuratus (purple sea urchin), 1095 nucleotides long. RefSeq lists its product as uncharacterized. Gene Ontology annotation, cellular component: membrane. The transcript has 7 exons. Lineage: Eukaryota; Metazoa; Echinodermata; Echinoidea; Camarodonta; Strongylocentrotidae. Gene Ontology annotation, molecular function: netrin receptor activity; protein binding. The coding region runs from base 1 to 1095 and encodes 364 amino acids. The record is from RefSeq and is a predicted model, not a curated record. Gene Ontology annotation, biological process: netrin-activated signaling pathway.
AUGAUUAAAUACGACAUUUCAGAUGAACCAUCAACACCUGCCAUUUUCUCUGUUGAAGUCGAAAGGAAUACAAGUACGGAAAUCGAACUAGAAGACCAUGGAGUAUCACUGUUUAUUCCUCCGGAGGCUGUUCAUCAUAAUGACCCGUGCAAGAUCACCCUGACCCUCCUAAGGGAUCCUCCUAGUGUUGACAUCCAAGAUGAUGAAUCAAUGGCCUGCUAUGGGAUCAGAUGUGAUCCUCCAAACAUGACCUUCCACCAACCUCUUAAGAUCAGGAUACCACACUCUACCUUGGCCAUCAAUCCUGAUCAAGUGAAACCAGACAUCGUUUCUCAUGUAUGGGAUUCAGUGAACGAUCUACCAAGAACAUCAAGAAUGAGAUCAUCCAGCUCACCAGCCGAACCACCAUACUGCAGAUUGUACAAGAGACAUCUUGAGCUGUACAUUGGUCACUGUGCAGAGUGGUGGGUUCUUAUUCCUCUUGAACAGCAGGUGAUCCGACACCAACUUAUGUGCACUCCAUACAUCCCAGAAACCGUAGAAAGAGGCAAAGAGAUUGAAGUUCAUCUCCAUGUGCAUGCCGAUGUUCCUGGCAUUGAUGCGCUUUCUCUGAAGGAAAUUCACAGCCGAAUGAGACAUAACGUAAUCUUAAAAGUGCCCCCGAGUGAGGACGAUACUCCAUUUGACGUGGUAUCCAUCUCAGUUACACAGUCUGGGAAGCUAGGGGUGUCUCGAUCAAUGGCAUUCGGCAUUAGAUACGAAGAUGAAAUCAAGAGUCCUGAGUUUGCUCCAGUUAUCCGAGAAAUCGAAGGAGCUUCUGGAAAUGAUCUCCGAGAUAAAGAUAUCCGGAAAAUUGGUGAAAAGCUUUCGAUAGACGACUUUUAUGACCUGGGAGUUGCACUUGGUUUCCAAAUACAACAACUGGAUGCAAUAGAGUACAAGUGGCUCAAAGACAGAAAAGAGGCCAUCUUCGAAAUGUUGCUAACAUGGAAACAGAGACAACUACUAAGUCAAAACGUGAAAGAAAAGCUUCUUUCAGUCCUGAAGUCUGCAGAAACAGAGGCAGAAAAGACGAAAACGACAGUUUUUCACUGA